AUGUCUGAGGUCCAGUCUGCUCACAUGGAUGUCGGCGCAGAGGCGUCGGCCCAAGAUUCUACGGCGAAUGAGCGUGUGCCGAACAGCCCUCUUCUGAUGCCGACCAUCGCACGCAGAUCUACUGAGCCUACAGAGCCUGAUUCUCUCUCUCGGGUUCGACAAGAAUUCCUACCACUUCGUCCUCGUAAUCGCUCCCCUUAUGCACGAAGCCAUCUGCGGUCGCAGUCUUCCCAUAGUCCGCUGGGUACUCCAAUGACCAGGGCCCAUUCUCUACCGGGGGUCGAUUCUGGAGGAAGGGUUCUCCCGGAGGACUUACACCAUCCACCAAGUCCACUCGGUUCCCUCAGCCGCCUCCGGAGUCAUUCUCAGAGCCCAACUCAUACAAAUGCUGGGGAUUAUCCUGCCCAAGGGUUGGACGCAGAUCAUAUUCCGAGGUCAACUUGCCGAUCAGACUCUUUUUUGAACGCGCCAUCCGCCCACGUCAAAUCAGGAAACACAUUUCCGCGUCGACGUAGGCCAUCUUCGCCGCUCAACCCGCUUGCACAGGGUGGAGCUGCUCCCAGUACUUCGACCUCUGCAUCAUCCUCACCGCUUAUUGCACCUACGAAAUUUAAUGAAUCAUACCCCAAAGAUUACAAUUUCAAUAUGUCUUUCUCAUCUUCGUCCCUGCCCUCGACACCCACCUCUGCGCGUUCACGCAGCCCGAGUAUAUCCAGCCUCGAAACAAUUCCAGACUCACCUGCUGCAGAAGAGGCUGCACUUGAAGCAGAAAACCUGGCCAAGUUGAAGGCGGCAGCAGAGGCUUCGGAUGCGGCCAACACGGGGCCAGAGCAAAGGAGCGCCUCUGAUUCAAUUGCGUUCAGCAAAGGGGGGCUCGGUUCCUUUGGCUUCUAUGGUUCCCGGGACAAGAGAAAGCGAUGGAGUGUAUGUGGUGCCGAGAGACGAGGUGAUCUGGACUUGGAGACCAUUUGGGAGGAUUAG
Messenger RNA from Xylona heveae TC161, 981 nucleotides. RefSeq lists its product as hypothetical. The coding region runs from base 1 to 981 and encodes 326 amino acids. The record is from RefSeq and is a predicted model, not a curated record. The transcript has a single exon. NCBI's taxonomy places the organism in Eukaryota, Fungi, Ascomycota, Xylonomycetes, Xylonales, Xylonaceae.